AAAAACAGCUCAAUUCAGUCAGAUCGGGUUUUCUUGUUGACCAAAAAAUAAAGUUUCUAGGCAGAAUUUUUAUAAAAAUUAAUAAUUUAAAGCUUUAAAAUGAGUGAUUCAUUUGAUGUAACACGAUACAAUAUAGCUAAUGAGCCUACUCCAGUUUUCCAGCAAUUAUCAGCUCAUUACAAAAAGUCUUACGCUUUUUUUACGAUGUCACAGAGAGUUCCAGUGAUUCUAACGAACAUUAUCGAUCGAUUAUCACGUGAAAAGGAUACAAUUGUUGAAAAGUAUGGAAAUUUGAGCCGUGAGGAACUAAAGCAAUGCAUUGGGGAAAUUGGUAAAUUAAAGUAUGAGCUACAAACUAAUAAGCAAAUGACUGAACUGCCUGGAAAUGAUAGUGAUCAGUACGAAUGGAAUAAAUUACUUCGUGAAAUCAGUCCAAAUGAUACAUACUUUACUGCUGUCUGGUUGUACGCUGAAUGUUAUGUCUACAGGAAGCUUAGAUCAAUUUUUGAGGAGACUCAGUCAUUGAAAGAGUUUGAUCAUUUUGAACAAUCAAAACAAUUGGAGCUUUCAAAAUCAAUGAAUGCCAUAUCACGUGUCAUAAAAACAGUCAACGAAUUUAACGGAGUUUUUAGAACACCAUCGGAAAUUGGUGAUUUCUUUUGUAAGCUACUUAAACAAGAUUUGUGGGGCAAUAGAAAUGAUUUGUCAAUUACUUUGGGCGAAGAGAUUAAAAGUAUUGAUUGUGAUCCACUACAGGAAAUAGAGAAGUACAAUAAUGAUUUGUUGAUUGAUCAAUCGCAAGAUAUUUGGAAGUGCAUUAAUGCUGAGAAGGAAGAUAAAGUCAUUGAUUUAAUUUCUGAUAAUUCUGGCUAUGAAUUGUUGAGUGAUUUAGUUCUUUGUGACUUUAUUAUUCAUCAUAAAUUGGCGCAAAAGAUCCGAUUCCGUGUUAAAGCAAUUCCUUGGUUCAUUUCGGAUGUACUUCCAAAAGAUUUUUACUAUACGCUUUCAGAGCUUGAAAAAAGUGAAGAUCCAGUUUUGAAAGAAGCUGGUCUUAAAUGGAGUGGAUACGUUAAAAAUGGACAAUUUGAAUUAAUUGAACCUGCUGAUCACUUUUUCACGUCCGGCUAUGAAUUUUAUAAAAUGGAAAAGAUUGCACCCACUCUAUACCAAAGCAUUGCAGAAUCACAUUUAGCCAUCUUUAAGGGAGAUUUAAAUUAUCGAAAAUUACUUGGAGAUGUAAAUUGGGAUCCAACAAAUGACUUCCGUACAGCCCUUAAUAAUUUUGAACCAACCAAUUUGUGUUCAUUGAGAACAAUCAAAGCUGAUUUAAUUUGUGGCUUGAAACCUGGUCAGUUUGAAGAACUAUGGGAAAAGGACGAUAAAUGGAUGUCUACUGGACAAUAUGGUGUCAUACAGUUCAUCAACAAACGCACUAAUUAAUGAUCUCGUCAGCAUGUCAUCAUCAUUAAACUUUAACUUAUUGUUUUCAUCAAUUGGAAAUGCUCAAAAUUUUGCUUGUCACUUAAACAUUUUAAUUUUUUGUUCCUUUCGUGCUAAAAGUACUAAUCAUGAUUGUUUUGAGGAACUAAUCUCUACUUUAAAGAUUGAGUUUUGAUAGAUGAAUUUAUUAGGUAUUGAUUUUAAAUUUUAUAAAAAUCUUGAAAGAAUUUAAUUAACGAUUUUAUUUUUAUUAUUUUGCUGACCUUGAGAGGAAGUUCCUCCAUUGAUUUGGGUUUCGUGCAUACAUUUCAGCAUUGAGUUUGUAUGCAACAAUCUUUCCGGAUUGUGAGCUGUUUACUUGAUUCAUUCGUUCUGAAAGUUCCUUAACAAUUGCUUCUUUUUGGCUGUCGGACGAGAUGUUGUAUAGCUUUUCUAGCACAUGUGAUCCGUUCCUUGAUAGUGCCAUUUUUAGGUACAUUCCUUCAAGAUGUUUUAUUAAUUUUUCACGUGACUUUUCGCCAAUAAACUUUGAUUCUAAAAAGGAAUCGGCAAUUCUUGAGCCUUUUGGAUGACAAAAAAUGUCUGAAAGAUGCUGUGGCUUCAUAUCCAAAAGAUUUUGUAUAAUUUUGAUUGGUUUAUUGAACUUAAGGAUGUGUUGAAGGAUUAAGGAUCCAUGUAAAUGCACAUCCACUUCCGUUUUUUCUUCAAUAACUUUUAAAGGCAUUAAGUUUGUGAUGCAUUGAAUUGUAAAAUUUGGUGAUUUUUCACAUUCGAGACAUCUCAAUAAACUCUGAAUAAAUUGUCCUUGUUUGAAGCUUAAUCGAUCACAUGCCUUACAAAUUGCUAAAACGACUCCAGUCUUUCCAUUUUGUAGCAGAUUCGCGAAUUGUGGAGUUAACUGAUUGAAUAUUUCCUCAUAAAUUUCUUUAUUCUUAACAGCAUCGAUUAAUCGUUGAACAGUAAAGUUAAAACUUGAGUCAGACAUUUGAACAAUGUAAUCCUUAAAAUAUGUAUUAUAUAUCUUGAGGAACUGCUUCUCAUCACAAUAUUGAAUGACUGAUUCAAGAAGAAAUUGAGCUGAUCUGUUGGUGAAUGGCUUUAAAAUUUCAAAAUUUUUCUCGUCACUAGCUUCUUCCUGGUCAUUGUCCUCGUCCAUAAAACAUUUCUUCAUAAUUGAUUUAAUCAAUUUCUUGAGCGUAUCCUGCUGUCCAAUAUUGUGUAAAACUUGACAGAGAAUCUGUAAGAAUGUUGAGGACUUUUCAUCAAAAGCUAGGUCUGCAAAUUGUGGCCAUUGAAUAAUUCUUGUUGCAAAGUCACAAGCAAUUUCUAUCCAUUCUGGAUUAAUUGUUUUCUGAUAUUCAGUCACUAGAUUUAUUUGAUUUGGGGCAUUUCUAUCGUGUGACUUAAUAUUAAUGAUUCCAGCUAGUGACAACAGACAUGUCCUUACAAAAUGAGUUCCUUGACUUUUAAGUAGGUCUUCAAUAUUGUUCAAAACAAAUUUUGAUAAUCUCAUCACUAAAUCAUUGCAGUAUUUAAUGUGUUCAGGUUUAACAUCCAGUUUUAGAUUAUACUCAAUAUCUGUUGAUCUUUUAGCAAACUUUCUCUUUUUCGUAGCUGGUUCAUCAUCAACAGUUUCCUCAUCUUUGAUGCUUUCAUUAGCCAGUGCUCUAAUUGUAGCAAUUCGCAUACAGUUCUCUAAAACAAAAGUUGACUUAAUGUCUGUAUACAAUUUUCUUGAAGACAAAUUUGAUGUGAACUUUUCAAAAUUUUCUGACGAUGAAAAUCCAAUUAAUGAGUCUGUAACUUUUGAUCCUAAUCCAUGCUGAGCUACUGCCUCAAACUGGUUAUCAGGAAUUGCCUCAAUAAAAUUAUUAAUUAAUAAAAUUCUGCUUUCAUCGUCAUUGUUUUGUUCAUUAUAAAGAUUUCUUGAUAUUUCCCUGAUGUAUUGAUUGAAAUCAUUAUCUAGCUCAAACUGUGUAUCCUGUACUUUUGUCUCAGUGCUUUCCUUUUUGUUACUUUUCUUUCCCAUGCUUAAUUCCACUAUAAUUAAUGAUUUUUAAUUUAACUCAAUUUAACUGAUGAAAACAGCAUGUAAUUU
This is a messenger RNA of Chironomus riparius, 3538 nucleotides long. The record is from the annotation of a GenBank genome assembly. Lineage: Eukaryota; Metazoa; Arthropoda; Insecta; Diptera; Chironomidae.